Molecule: messenger RNA, 5239 nt
Organism: Oncorhynchus kisutch (coho salmon)
Lineage: Eukaryota; Metazoa; Chordata; Actinopteri; Salmoniformes; Salmonidae
Exons: 6
Coding region: 3968-4474 (168 amino acids)
Biological process (GO): regulation of lipid catabolic process; inflammatory response
Molecular function (GO): signaling receptor binding
Source: RefSeq, a predicted model, not a curated record
ACUGGUAGGAAGAUGUCUGCUCUGCUGCUGUUGUUGUUAAGUGCUGGAGUCCUGCUGUCUUCUAUUGAAGCUCAGGAGGCUUACAGUAAACUCCCUGACAAGUACAGGAAAGGAGUGGAUCUGGCUCUACAACAGCUCAACUCUCAUUCUGGAGUCCAGCGCCAUUAUCUCUUCUUCAAGAGUCUCCUGAAGUCCGACAUAGAGCCUGGAUUUGAUGUGAGCUAUAUUUAUCACAAUUUCUACCUGAAAGCCACCAAGUGUGGAAAGGGAACAGUUGACGCCACGCAAUGCGAGUUCAGGGACGACCGAGUGAGUACCUGGAACUGUCUGAGAACAGUUGCUCUGAAUCAUCAACUCCCUUAGGGCUUUCAUACAAUUCCAUGAGUUAUCGUCGACAGAUCUAAGUCUAACAGCAUAGAAUAAAAAUGUAUAUAUGAUGCUGUUGUCGACACUGUCAUAUUGUGUGUAUUUCUACAGCCAUUGAUAGACUGUGCAAUCUGCUACAAAACCUUUGCUGGAAAGAUUGAGAAGGAGCCCAAGCCGUAUGUCCACUGUCUCCACAAACCAGCUCUUACAGAGGAUAUGAAGACAGCAAGAGUAGAUCACUGUAACACAAUGAGUUACCAAAGUGGAGACGCAUCUAUCCUGGCUUCAAAGGGUUCCAAGUGAAAUUCUUGGCAAUGGGAGUAAUGUCGUUUUGUGGCCAUGAUAAAACGUUUGUAUUGCACGAUAGGCUUACAUCUGAAUGUAGUCAGUAGAGGCACCCUCAUUUCAUCUGUAUUUGUUAUUCUGUGUUCAACAGAAUACAGUAUCUAACAACUUUAAACACUAAGGUUUGUGUUUUUUAAAGAUGCCUAUAUCGGUCUGCUAAUACAGGACUAGUGCACUACUUUUGUGAAAAAAAUUUAUACUCUCAAAUACAUUUAGUUAUCAGCAUUUGUAACUUGAGUCUGAUAAUAAUCUGUACAAAACAGUUAAUCUGAUAAUACUUGUGGAAUAUACAAAUGUUGCUUGAUAUUUGUUUUCCUGUUUCUUGAUCUACUUUGCAAAUGCAACUUAUUUCUCUGUGGGGACUGAAAUGGUCCAUUCAUUCUUUUUACAUUUUAGUAGAUUCGCUUUUCCAGAGCAAUUUACAGUAGUGAGUGCAGUGGUGGAAAAAAUACCCAAUUGUCAUACUUGAGUAAAAGUAAAGAUACCUUCAUAGAAAGUUGCCCAGUACAAUUCUACUUGAGUAAACAUCUAAAAGUAUUUGGUUUUAAAUAUACUUAAGUAUAAAAGUAAAUGUAAUCGCUAAAAUAUGUGUCAAAAGUAGAAGUAAAAUUUUAAAGAAUUUAAAAUUCCUUAUAUUAAGAAAGCCAGGCAGCACCAUUUUCUUGUUUUUUAAUGUAUGGAUAGCCAGGGGCACACUCCAACACUGACAUCGUUUACAAAUGAAGCAUGUGUUUAGUGAGUCCGCCAGAUCAGAGGCAGUUGGGAUGACAAGGGAUGUUAUCUUGAUAAGUGUGUGAAUUAGAUAAUUUUCCUGUCCAGCUAAGCGUUCUAAAUGUAACGAGUACUUUUGGGUGUCAGGGGUACAUCAUUUUCUUUAGGAAUGUAGUGAAGUUAAAGUAAAAGUUGUCAAAAAUAUAAAUAGUAAAGUGAAGUACAGACACCCGAAACAACUGCUUAAGUAGUACUUUCAAGUAUUUGUACUUUAGUACUUUACACCACUGAGUGAGUACAUACAUUUUUGUACUGGUCCCCUGUGGGAAUCGAACCCACAACUACUAGUGUUGCAAGUGCCAUGCUCUACCAACUGAGCCACAUCACAAACCAUUUAACACCUUAAUGUAUUAAAUUAAUGUAUUGUGCAUUGUUUUUCUUCAUGGUGAUGAAAAGUCUUCAGGUACCAAACUUAGAUGUACAGUAUAAUACAGUAAUGUACAGUUACAUUGUGGUUUGUAAGGAUGGUAAAUUAAUACUUCACAAUAAGUGGUUGUUUUCCAUGUUAUUUGAUCAAGAAAAAUAUUUAAUUUGAUGUGGAUGUUUUGUGUCUGUGCCCAUAACCUUGUUAUUUCUAGAUUCCAUUGGAAUGACAAUCGCAGAGAAAGGGACAGGACAACAACUCUUACAAAUCCAACAAUUGAAUCCUGCAAGAUAUUGUUCUUAAAUAUACAACUACCCUUUUUUUGCCAAAGCAGAGAUGGGGAAAAAGAAAAGUAUUGCCUACUCUACAGACGUCUAUAUCGGUCCGCUAAUACUAGUAAUGGCCCAGUGCACUACUUUUGUUGAAAAUAUUUUUUAUUCCUAUUUUUUUACAUUCAGAUUUUUCAGGGGAUGCUGCAGCACCCUCAACACCCCUACCUACCGCGGCUAUGUUCACGGACGCUACCUAUCCUCUUAAAUAUCCCAGGAGUUGAGCUGGAUGCAUCCUUUCUGUGUAUUCAUUGUGAAAAUUUUGAAAGUUGAGUGUGGUACACUUAAUUUCAAUCAAGUUUUAUUCAGAAAAGAUUCAUCCGAGUCAGUGGUGUUUCUCCCUUCCAAAUAGCACAGUGGUGGACAUGAUAGGGGACGUUCCUGUAGAUGUUGCAGCACCCUCCUCGAUAGGAUCGUCAAGAGAAAAGAGCAAAUGAGCAUCAACAAAAAAAGAGCACAGUUGGCUGAUAGAAUGUUUAACGCUUCGAUCAGACUGAUUGUGUUUGCUAUGUAAUAAAUUCUGCAGUCUAAUUUUGUAAUCCAAUUUUUUUAGUGGAUAUGUGUGCCACAAAUGUUCAACAUUCGCCUUUUGCUACUAUUUCUGUCAAGUCUAUGCAUAUAAUUUGAUGCAUAUGUUGGAUCCAAGGUACACACCGCACAGAACAUGGAACACACUGUAACUACUUCUGCAACGCAAAGCUGCAAGGCAAACGCAGCGUUCCAUGGAAAUGAAUGUAAUUCUGGUGUACCAAAACGCACUGACACUUUCAUUGUCUGUGUGAUCUAGGCAUAGGGCCCUAUUCGUCCAUAUCAUGCCAAUUACGUGUUACAGCAUGUUGUGAUUUUAAGGCAAUGUUCCGGCAUUAGCGGAGACUGCGUUCAAGCUAAACGCUGCAUAUGUCUGCUUUAUCUGAAAUUACCAGUGGUGUAAAGUACUUAAGUAAAAAAUACUUUAAAGUGCUACCAUAUAUUUAAAUGUACAUAUUCUUAUUACAUCCCUUUACAUGGAUAAGGUAGUUGUUGUGUGAAUGAGGUAGUUGUUGUGGAAUUGUUAGAUUACUCGCAUUAACAUCUAACAAUGUGUAUGUGACCAACAAAAAUAGAUUUGAUUACCUAAGUAGUUUUUUUGGUAUCUUUUGACAACUUUUGCUAUUAAUCCACUACAUUCCUAAAGAAAAUAAUGUACUUUUUACUCCGUACAGUUUUCCUGACACCCAAAAGUACUCAUUACAUUUUGAAUGCUUAGCAGGACAGGAAAAUGGUCCAAUUCACACACUUAUCAAGAUAACAUCCCUGGUCUUCCCUACUAUCUGAUUCACUAAACACAAAUGAUUUGUUUGUAAAUUAUGUCGUGUUGGAGCGUGCCCCUAGCUAUCAGUAGUAAAAAAAUCAAGAAGAUGUUGCCAUCUGGCUUCCUUAAUGUAAGGAAUGUGAUACUUGUGUACAUUUUAGCAAUUACAUUUACUUUUGAUACUUUCGUAUAUUUAAAACCAAAUACUUUUACUCAAGUAUUAUUUUACUGGGUGACUUUUACUUGAGUCAUUUUCCAUUAAGGUAUAUUUACUGUUACUCAUGUAUGACUAUCGGAUACUUUUUCCACCACUGGAAAUUACCUUUACAUUUCUAGGUUGCACUUCCACUUUUGCGAUACAGAUUGAAUAGAGCCCUAGGCUUGUUCUAGUCAUUCCCAGCUUCUGAGUAAUAGUUUUGUUUCUCGUAAAUGUUUACCCCGGUGGGUCCACUGUCCACAGAGUUGCCUUAGUCAGGCUGCUCCACACACACUGGGAGGAAGAUGGCUGCUCUACUGCUGCUGUUGUUGUUAAGUGCUGGAGUCCUGCUGCCUUCUAUUGAGGCUCAGGAGGCUUAUAGUAAACUCCCUGACAAGUACAGGAAAGGAGUGGAUCUGGCUCUGCAACAACUCAACUCUCAUUUUGGAGUCCAGCACCAUUUUCUCUUCUUCAAGAGUCUCCUGAAGUCUGACAUAGAGUCUGGGUUUAAUGUACAAUACAUCUACCACAAUUUCUACUUGAAAGCCACCACCUGUGCCAGGGGAACCGUUAACCCAAGCCAUCAGCGAUGCCAAUUCAGGAAUGACCGACCACUGAUGGACUGUGGAAUUUGUUACAAAACAUUUGCCGGAGAGAUUGAGAAAGACCCCAAGCCGUAUGUCCACUGUCUCCACAAACCAAAACUAACAAAGGCUAUGUCGACAACAAGACAAGAGCACUGUCGCAAGAUGAGCUACACCAGCGGAGCCCCGACUCUCCUAUCCAGCACCAAGAAUGAUACUGAUGAGUGAAAUACCAUAGAAUAGAUGGUUCAUGAGACAGAAUUAGAAUGUACUGCAUUUAUAACACACUGGUGGAAUUUUUUGUUCGUGCCAAGAUCACUAUUGUUUAAAGGGCAUACCACCACUUUUCAAGUUCAUAUGCAUUAUCUCCAGAACCAUACCAGUGUCUAAAACAAGAUCCAGUGAAAAAUGUCAAUUUGAUGAUGUCAUCAAAAGUAAAAACAUUCUAAAAACAGUGAUUUUCAAACACUAAGAGAUUCAUGGUCACGCAGGAGCAGGAAAAUGCCCUUCCCCUGGCUAGAAACUCGUUGCAUGUUUUGAAAAUCACCGUUUUUACUUUUAAUCCUACUCAACGACGUCAUCAAGUAUAUAUAUUUUUAGGCGCUUUCUUAGUUUUUAACCACAAAAUGUAGAAACGUGUCCUUUUCAUACUCUGAUAUUGUGCUGGAGAUAAUGAAUAUGAGGUUGAAAAAUGGUGUAAUUGCCCUUUAACUACAUUUUAUAACAUUUGAUAACAAUAAUUUAUUGAAUGUACAUGUCUGUAUAUAGAGUACUAUUUAGUAUCUCAGCUACACUGAAAUCAUUUUUAAACACUACACAAAAAUGACUGAAAUCAUUUUUGUGAGCCAUUGCCAUAUUGAUUUCAUGCUUCCCUUUUCCAAUUCCAACAAACAACUUCAUGUCUAGGCAGACUACGAAUCAACCAUUUGACUCUGUUAUGUUGUGAGACAUCGUUUUCUAGGUAAUAAAAUUCAUAGAAGAUCGAGAAAAUGG